CAUCUUCCGAUUCUCUCUCUCUCUCUUCACCUUUCACUGUUUUUUUUCUCUCUUUUCUCUGUCUCCCCACCGGAGCCAACAUUCGUCGCCGGAAUUUCACUUCGGAAACCGCUUUCCGCCGCGAGCCACGGCGACCCUUUAGAGAGCCCUGUUCAGCCGGUUCGAAAAGUUGGUUUUUUCCCGGUUCAGAAAACCGGGGUAGUCUUUGACUUGAAACGGUGAGUGAGUUUCGGGGAUUUUUUUGGGUUCUGCGAAGAGGGGCAGAUCCAGGAAGGUUCUAGAGCGAGAAUAGGAAGUGGGUUUCUCUGGUUUUUGAGAGAGAGAGAGGUUUUGGUUUGAUUUGAGGGUGAAUGGUUGUGGAGAGAAGAAGAGGUUGGAGUUUUCUAUGAUGACCGGAGCUCCGGCGAGUGAUCGGAGAGGGUGGUGGCGCGUCGGCGAAUCUCUCACAUGGAAUGGCAGAUCUUGCUAGCUACGGGAAUGCCAACCGUGACAUUGAACACGCAUUGAUUGCUUUGAAAAAGGGUGCUCAACUUCUUAAAUAUGGUCGUAAAGGAAAGCCCAAGUUUUGUCCAUUUAGACUUUCCAAUGAUGAGUCAUCAUUAAUCUGGAUUACAAGUAGCGGAGAAAGAAACCUGAAGCUAUCUUCUGUCUCUAGAAUUAUUCCCGGACAAAGAACUGCUGUUUUCCAACGUUAUUUGCGUCCUGAGAAAGACUAUUUGUCUUUUUCACUUAUUUACAGUAACGGAAAGCGAUCGCUUGAUUUGAUUUGUAAAGACAAAGUUGAGGCAGAAGUGUGGAUUGCAGGCCUCAAAGCACUGAUAUUUUCUGGUCAAGGUGGUCGGUCCAAAAUUGAUGGAUGGAGUGAAGGGGGCCUCAUUCUUGAUGAUAGCAGAGACAUAACGUCAAGUCCAAGUGAAAGUUCUGCUAGCACAUCACUAGGCAUCAGUUCUCCUGAAAUUUCUGCAAGUCUUCCAAACACUUCACCAAAGUCGUUCAGACCUGACAAAACAACUUCUGAAAGGUCACAUGUGCCACCAGACCCAACAAACAUGCAAGUGAAAGGAUCUGGUUCAGAUGCUUUUCGUGUCAGUGUUUCAAGUGCCCCCAGUACAUCUAGCCAUGGGUCUGCACCGGAUGACUAUGAUGCUUUGGGGGAUGUAUACAUAUGGGGGGAGGUUAUCUGUGAAAAUGUUAAAGUUGGUGCCGAUAAAAAUGUCAAUUAUUUCAGCCCAAGGGCAGAUGUACUUCUCCCCAGACCACUGGAAUCCAAUGUAGUUUUAGAUGUGCAUCAUAUAGCAUGUGGUGUUAGACAUGCUUCUCUUGUCACUAGGCAAGGUGAAGUUUUUACAUGGGGCGAAGAAUUGGGAGGACGUCUCGGCCAUGGAGUUGGGAAGAAUGUGGUUCAACCUUGUCUUGUUGAAGCGUUGACUACUACGACUGUUGAUUUUGUUGCCUGUGGGGAGUUCCAUUCCUGUGCUGUUACAAUGGCUGGGGAACUAUUUACAUGGGGUGAUGGUACUCAUUAUGCUGGGCUUCUUGGUCAUGGCAGAGAUGUAAGUCAUUGGAUACCAAAGAGAAUUGCAGGUCCAUUAGAGGGACUUCAAAUUGCAUUUGUUGCUUGUGGUCCAUGGCACACAGCCUUGAUAACUUCAACAGGGCAGCUGUUCACUUUUGGUGAUGGAACAUUCGGCGUCUUGGGCCAUGGAAAUAGGGAAAAUGUUCCAUAUCCUAGAGAAGUGGAAUCCUUAUCAGGAUUGAAAACAAUAGCUGUUGCAUGUGGAGUGUGGCAUACUGCAGCUAUUGUAGAGGUUAUUGCAACGCACUCUGGUACAAGUGUGUCAUCAGGUAAAUUGUUUACAUGGGGCGAUGGAGACAAAAAUCGCCUUGGACACGGGGACAAGGAGGCACGUCUUAAACCUACUUGUGUGCCUGCACUUAUUGAUUACAAUUUUCAUAAAAUUGCUUGUGGGCACAGUUUGACGGCAGGCUUGACGACAUCUGGACGUGUUUUUACUAUGGGAAGUACUGUAUAUGGUCAGCUCGGGAAUCCUCAGUCUGAUGGAAAGCUUCCCUGCUUGGUUGGGGAGAAGAUUGCUGGGGAACCUGUUGAAGAAAUUGCAUGUGGUGCAUAUCAUGUUGCUGUAUUAACUUCCAAAAAUGAAGUUUAUACUUGGGGAAAAGGUGCAAAUGGGAGACUGGGUCAUGGUGAUAUUGAAGAUCGAAAAACACCAUCUUUGGUUGAAGCAUUGAAGGACAGACAUGUGAAAUACAUUGCAUGUGGUUCAAACUACUCUGCUGCCAUAUGCCUUCAUAGGUGGGUAUCUGGUGCUGAGCAGUCUCAGUGCUCUACUUGUAGACAGGCGUUUGGCUUCACUAGAAAGAGGCACAAUUGUUACAACUGUGGACUUGUCCACUGCCAUUCAUGCAGUUCAAGGAAAGCAUUAAGAGCAGCACUAGCUCCUAAUCCUGGCAAGCCAUAUCGUGUGUGUGAUUCUUGUUAUGCGAAACUGAACAAGGUUGCAGAAGCUAGCAAUAAUAAUAGAAGGAAUUCCUUGCCUCGUUUGUCGGGUGAAAACAAGGAUAGGCUAGACAAGUCUGACUUAAGAUUGUCCAAGGCAUUAAUUCCUUCUAACAUGGAUUUGAUAAAGCAACUAGAUAGUAAGGCAGCCAAGCAAGGAAAGAAAGCUGAUACAUUCUCGCUCGUUCGCACCUCACAACCACCUUUGCUACAGCUGAAAGAUGUUGUCUUGUCCACUGCUCUUGAUCUGAGACGAACAGUUCCGAGACCAGUGGUUGCACCAUCAGGAGUAAGUUCCAGAUCUGUAUCCCCUUUCUCUAGGAGACCAAGCCCUCCUCGGUCAGCCACACCUAUUCCAACAACUUCAGGACUUUCCUUCUCCAAAAGUAUUGCUGACAGUUUGAAGAAAACAAAUGAACUUUUAAAUCAAGAAGUGCAGAAGUUACAUGCUCAGGUCGAGAGCCUGAGACAGAGAUGUGAACUGCAAGAGUUAGAGCUUCAAAGGUCAGCAAAAAAGACUCAAGAAGCCAUGGCACUGGCUGCUGAGGAAUCUGCUAAAUCUAAAGCUGCAAAAGAAGUUAUAAAGUCACUCACAGCACAGCUCAAAGAUCUGGCUGAGAAGCUUCCUCCUGGAGUUUAUGAUACCGAGAACAUUAGACCAGCUUACCUACCAAAUGGUCUUGAGCCAAAUGGCAUCCACUAUCCUGAUUCAAAUGGGGAGCCGCAAUCCCGGGCAGAGUCAAUCAGUGGCUCUAGUUUGGCCUCCAUGGCCCUUGAAUCCUCCCAAUUGAAUAGAAGUGCAGGGAAUUCGCCAGGAACUUAUGGAACUAAUCUUCACCAGCAAAUCCGGAGCCCCAUGACUUCGAACGGGACCAACAGUUAUCCAGAUGUUAAAUUGCCAAAUGGUGGUGGUGUCAUUCAGGCAAGCAGCGGUAGCGUGUCUGACACUGUUGAUGGCAGGGAUUCUGGAAAUUUCCAUGACGAUGAGAGUGGUUUGAAAUCAAGGAAUGCUGCACCAGCUGCUAUUAGUAAUCAAAUUGAGGCAGAAUGGAUUGAACAGUAUGAACCUGGUGUCUACAUAACACUCGUGGCACUGCGUGAUGGAACAAGAGAUCUGAAGCGAGUGCGCUUCAGCCGAAGGAGAUUCGGAGAGCACCAAGCAGAAACAUGGUGGUCGGAGAAUCGGGAUAAGGUAUAUGAUAGAUACAAUGUUCGUAGCACAGACAAGUCUUCCAACCAAGGGGCACGUAGUUCAGGGGGUGCUGGUUCGCCUGCUUCCCAAACUUAGGAGAAGUAGGGGAAGGGAAAUUCUCCAUUAACACAUUUUGUCACAUGAGCAACCUUGUAGGGAAGCAAGAAUGCAUAUGGAGUAACCAAGCAUCCUUGUUUGUUGGUGGUUCUUAUGUCUAUCCUUAUUCUCUUCUCAAUCUUCAUUUUCCCCUUUAAUAUAUCUUAAAUUAAUUGUCUUCCAUUUAAUUUGGGCAUAUGCCCUUCACAUGUUGUAGUGUAGUGUAUAUAAAAUCAUCAGUUCUGAUCAUUUUGGCCAAGGAACCACCCCUACCAAUUUAACCUAAAUUUUUCUUUGCUUGUUCA
Cajanus cajan (pigeon pea) is the source of this 4111-nucleotide messenger RNA. RefSeq names its product PH, RCC1 and FYVE domains-containing protein 1. Gene Ontology annotation, molecular function: metal ion binding. Lineage: Eukaryota; Viridiplantae; Streptophyta; Magnoliopsida; Fabales; Fabaceae. The record is from RefSeq and is a predicted model, not a curated record.